AACAAAGGGACAAAAUGGAGUUUGAAUUUUGUGUAUUCCUGUUCAGUUUUAUCUAGGUAUGAAAACCAGAUCACUAUUUUGUCAGACUACUUAGAAGAAUUUCCAGAAACUGAUGAGCCAGUGUGGAUUCUAGGAAGGCAACACCACCUAAACACAGACAAAUCUAAGUUAUUGUUGGAUAUAAGUGCUCGUCUCUGGUUUACGUAUAGAAGAAAGUUUUCGCCUAUUGGAGGCACUGGUCCUUCGUCUGAUGCUGGCUGGGGGUGUAUGCUGCGAUGUGGGCAGAUGAUGCUGGCACAAGCACUGAUCUGCAGACAUUUAGGAAGAGAUUGGCAAUGGGAAAAACACAAAAAACAACCAGAAGAAUAUCAUAGAAUCUUACGGUGCUUUCUAGACAGAAAAGAUUGCUGUUAUUCCAUCCACCAAAUGGCGCAGAUGGGUGUUGGAGAGGGGAAAUCAAUUGGAGAAUGGUUUGGACCAAAUACAGUUGCUCAAGUACUGAAGAAGCUUGCUUUAUUUGAUGAAUGGAAUUCAUUAGCAGUUUAUGUAUCUAUGGACAAUACAGUGGUCAUUGAAGACAUCAAGAAAAUGUGCUGGUCCCCUCCCCAGAGCAGCAGCGCGGCCCACAGCAGCGCGCAUUUGCACAGAAGUGCUCUUGGCCGAAAUAAGAACACAGCAGGAUUCUGCACAGGCUGGAAGCCCCUCUUGCUUAUUAUACCUCUACGGCUAGGGAUAAAUCACAUAAAUCCAGUAUACAUUGAUGCGUUCAAAGAAUGCUUUAAGAUGCCACAGUCUUUGGGAGCAUUAGGAGGGAAACCAAAUAAUGCCUAUUAUUUCAUAGGAUUUUUAGGCAAUGAGCUGAUCUAUCUGGAUCCUCACACCACUCAAAGUUUUGUAGAUUCAGAAGAAAAUGGCACAGUCGAUGACCAGAGCUUCCACUGCCAGCAAGCGCCACACAGAAUGAAGAUAAUGAAUUUGGACCCUUCAGUAGCUUUAGGCUUCUUUUGCAAAGAAGAAUGUGAUUUUGAUAACUGGUGUAGUCUUGUACAAAAGGAGAUUCUAAAGCAACAGAGUCUACGGAUGUUUGAGCUGGUCCAGAAGCAUCCGCCACACUGGCCUCCUUUCAUACCUCCAACAAAGCCAGAAGUGACAACCACAGGAGCAGAACUCAUUGAAUCUACUGACAAGCUAUUUGAAUUGGAAGAAGAAUUUGAAAUCCUGAGUGUAUGAAGGAAACUGUGGUGACCCUUCUGAGUAUUGAACAUAUUGCUAAUAUUAUUGCAUUGACUUAAAUCAAACAGCCAUGUUAGCCCCAAAGUGCCUGAAAUUACCGAUACCAGAGCACAAAAACCGAGUAGCAUCCAAAACUCCAACAGUGACAGUUCCUGCUGUCAAAGAGCUUUCACAGAUGGAAAGGCAGUAAAAGAUCUUACAAUAAGAGCCUUAGAGGGAACCUCUUUUUAUGUGUCUUUCCUGAAGACAAAUGGACCUUUGAGAUUAAGGCAAAAAUAAGUAUAUCGCUGGGCUGUGUGUUUGGAGAAAGGGGUAACACCAAAUGGAUAUUUCUUGCUCUCGUAUAAUGCAAUAGUUUAGUUCUUAAAGCAAAACAGUUUUCAGUUAAGGAGGAUGUUUACUUCUGUUCCCUCCUGUGGGCUGCAUCGUAGAAAAAAUACAUUGUCAUGUUUAAAAGAUCGACUGGAUCAGAAGAAAAUUGUUUCCUUGUUAAAUAUUUUAACAUGUAUUUGAGCAACCACACUUUAUUACAAAAAUGUUUCUGUAAAAGGAACUAUGUCUAAUGUAUACGUUUUGCAAUAGCCUUCCUGUUUCUGGGAAACCUCAAGAGGAACAGGGGACUCAAAUAGUUGAUAUAGAUCACAACCACUGUUAUAGUUAUGAUAUAUUUCACCUUGACCUUAAAAUUCAGAUCAUUAAAACUUAGGCUGACUUUUCUUUCGGAGCUAAAAGGAGUCAAAGGUGGUUUAACUGUACCUUAUUUAUUUUAAAAAAGAUUUACACAAGUUUCUCUGUUACAGCACUUUAUCUGUGCAUCUAAUAAAUUUCUUAAGCUUUUCA
This is a messenger RNA of Fulmarus glacialis (Northern fulmar), 2073 nucleotides long. It is a transcript of the gene ATG4A, whose product is annotated as autophagy related 4A, cysteine peptidase. The record is from RefSeq and is a predicted model, not a curated record. Gene Ontology annotation, molecular function: protein-phosphatidylethanolamide deconjugating activity. The annotation marks the transcript as partial. The transcript is spliced from 12 exons. Lineage: Eukaryota; Metazoa; Chordata; Aves; Procellariiformes; Procellariidae.